CGGGUGGAGGGUAGGUGAAUCGGCGAUGAACGCGGUGGUCAAGGUGGGUGCGCCAUUCAGAAGAGAACUCUGCACAUGCAGUCGGGGCCUCUUGAAGUGCCGACAGAGUGUUUUACUGAAGGGAAGGAGAAAAAGCGGGGGAGGAGGAGGUAGCCGAGGAAACGAAGCAGAGAGUAAGGAGGGAGUUUAGAGACCGAAAGAAUCAAAGCACCAGGAGAAGACUAUCAGAUGCGGCGAGGCAUGAAGUAGCGAGCUGGAAGCUCUGCCGGAGCUCUCAUAGAACGAAGCGGAAAUGAUCCGACCGAUUGGAGGCCAUGUCCAACUGAAGCCUCCACCAAAGAACCCCAGGUACAGACGGGUGAAGGCUACAAUUGACAGCGGUUGCAAUGUGCUGAAGGUGCAAGACAAGGUGGAUGAGAUGAAAAACAAUGUGCGCUUCAGGAGGGAGGAGUAUUUUCAGCGCCUAAAGCCAGCAGGGCUUUUAAAAUUGAUGGAGGAGGGACAGGUUGAUUUCUUGUUGCUGGAUGUUCGAGACGGCGAGAGCUUUAAGCGUUAUCAUAUGAAAGGAGCUGUCAGCUAUCCUGCUCCAACUCUCACGAGGACGUUGAAUCCAUUCUCCAUGCAGAUCCUGAAUUAUGUCAAUAAGGAUCCAGACAAGAUUAUUAUCAUCUAUGAUGAUGAUGAGCGAAUAGCUGUGAAUGCAGGGAAUCUCUUUUUUGAGAAAGGUGUAGACAACAUCCAUAUGUUGAGUGGAGGUGAGGUGUAGCUACCCAACUAACCCCCCCUGCAUGAACCACCUUGAACAAACUUGAAAACACAGU
Molecule: messenger RNA, 821 nt
Organism: Chara braunii
Lineage: Eukaryota; Viridiplantae; Streptophyta; Charophyceae; Charales; Characeae
Source: the annotation of a GenBank genome assembly